Messenger RNA from Phyllotreta striolata, 2016 nucleotides. NCBI's taxonomy places the organism in Eukaryota, Metazoa, Arthropoda, Insecta, Coleoptera, Chrysomelidae. The record is from the annotation of a GenBank genome assembly.
AUGGUGCAAACGUGGACGCCGCCUGACCUGUCGCAGGCCUGUGCAGUGCACACCAACAUCACCACCUGCCAGCCCUCGACCUUCCUCUUCCUGCAGCUGGUGGCGAAUCUCUUCGGGCGGCCGAGGGACGGCGAAGGAGGCGGCUUAGGGUUCGGAUUUUCCGGGUUUUCCGGCUUCGAUGGCCAUGCUGAUGAUGAUCGAUCGGUGGAGGAGUUCGAUUUUAUCGUGGUCGGUGCUGGAAGCGCCGGUUGUGUCGUCGCUAACAGGCUGACAGAAGUACCCGAAUGGAGAGUGCUCCUGCUGGAGGCGGGCGACGAGGAACCGCUGGCGGCGGACGUGCCGGCGUUCGCGCCCAUGCUGCAGGCCUCCAGCAUCGACUGGAUGUACGCCACGCAGCCGUCCCCGAAGAGCUGCCUCGCCAGGGACGAGGGCCGGUGCACGUGGGCCCGGGGCAAGGUCAUGGGCGGCUCGUCCACCAUCAACUACAUGAUCUACAUCCGGGGCCAUCCCGACGACUACGACGAGUGGGAGCGGAUGGGCAACACCGGCUGGUCGUACAGCGACGUGCUGCCCUACUUCAUCAAAUCGGAGGACAGCCGGGACCACAAGGGAAUCGAUCCGAGGUACCACGGUAAAGGCGGCUACCAGACCGUCGAGAGGUUCCCCUAUCAAGACGAGAACACCAUCGGAUUGUUGCGCUCUUACCAGGAACUGGGCCUGCCCGAGGUAGACCAGAACUCCGAGCAACUUAUAGGUACUAUGUUAAUGCAGCACACGAGUAGAGACGGCGAACGAUUGAGCACGAACGGCGCUUUCAUCAGACCCAUCAGGACGAAAAGGAGGAAUCUGACGGUUCGAACGAACGCCCACGUUACCAGAAUCCUGAUAGAUCCCAAAACUAAAACCGCCUACGGAGUGGAGUACAACCGAAACGGACGGUUGAUUCAAGUCGUCGCCAGGAAAGAAGUCAUCCUAUCAGCAGGCAGCAUCAACUCCCCCGUUAUUUUGAUGCUAAGCGGCAUCGGUCCGGCCGAUCACCUCCAACAACACGGCAUCGAAGUGUUGAAAGACGCCGCCGUGGGUUUCAACCUGCAGGACCACACCACCAUCGACGGCGUCGUCUUCCGCUUGACCAACCACACCUCGACGCUCGUCGGCGACGAGCAAAUGCAAAGCGACACCUACGAGUGGAAAGAGACGAGAAACGGUCCGCUCGCCUCCACCGGAGCCCUACAAACCAACGCCUUCAUCCAAACCAAAUACGAGCAAAGCCUCGACCGACCCGACAUACAAAUAUCCAUCGAUUCCGUCAACGCCGACAACUUCUACACCGACCCCAUCCUCAGCUACAACACCGCCGUACUGCCUCUAUCCUACUACAGCGGCAUGAUGGCGAGGCCCAUCCUCCUGAACCCCGAAUCCAGAGGUAGAAUCCUGCUGAACGAUACGGAUCCGGUGUACGGGGCGCCGCUCAUCUACGCCAACACCUUCUUCGAGGAGAUCGAUCUGCUGCGCAUCGUGGAGGGCGUCAAGCAGAGCUUGAACCUCGAACGCACCAGCUUCUUCCGCAAGGCGGGGGUUAGAUUGGAUAGGACGCCGAUGCCGGCGUGCAGGCACUUGCCCUUCGGAGGGGACGAGUACUGGGCCUGCGUCGCGAUGGCCUACACGACGACGAUCUUCCAUCCGGUGGGCACCUGCAAGAUGGGGGCGGCGGGGGAUCGGGCGGCGGUGGUGGACGCGGAGUUGAGGGUGUACGGUGUGAGGGGGCUGCGGGUGGUCGAUUCGUCGGUGAUGCCGAAGAUCGUGAGGGGGAAUACGAACGCGCCGACGAUUAUGAUCGGCGAGAAGGGCAGCGAUUUGGUGAAGAAGCGGUGGUUGAGGAAGGGCGGUGGUGGGCGGUACUCGCAGAAGGUCGUGCCUGAUGUUGGUGGGUUUUCGAAGGGCGGUUUUGGCGGUGAGCUCAAGGGACCGUCGUUUGAUUUCGAUAGGUUUUUUGAGGAUAAUUUCCGAUUUUAA